Raphanus sativus (radish) is the source of this 1021-nucleotide messenger RNA. RefSeq lists its product as uncharacterized. Lineage: Eukaryota; Viridiplantae; Streptophyta; Magnoliopsida; Brassicales; Brassicaceae. The transcript has a single exon. Gene Ontology annotation, biological process: defense response. The record is from RefSeq and is a predicted model, not a curated record. Bases 1 to 774 code for a protein of 257 amino acids.
AUGGCGGAGGAAUCGCACGUUCUUGAGAUCAAUCUCAUCUCUGCGCAAGGACUCAAAGAACCGACGGGGAAGCUCCGGAGAUUGCAGACGUACGCAUCUGUAUGGGUUGACUCCUCCGACAAGCUCCGCACUCGGAUUGAUCGGAUCGGCGCCGAGAAUCCGAUCUGGAACGACAAGUUCGUUUUCCAGGUUUCAUCGGAGUUCCUCUCCAGCGAAACUUCCGGCGUCUCGAUCGAGAUCUACGCCGUCGGUUACUUGCGCGAUCAUCUCAUCGGAACCGUACGUUUCCUCGUGAGCAACUUCCUCCCAACCGCCGCGGAGAGAGUUCCGUCUCUCGUCGCGCUUCAGAUCCGCCGUCCUUCCGGAAAGUUCCACGGUGUUCUCAACAUCGCCGCCAUGGUGAUCGACGCUUCCGAGCUACCUGCUGGUUUCUUCAAGUCCGUCCGAGAGAAAGCGGCGGAGAGCCGUCGGAGCCGAAGGAUGAUGAAGAAGUCGAGAUCCGCGGUCGUUUUGUCGUCGGAGAACGGUUUUGCUGACGACGGCGGAAGUUCGAAGGAGAACUCGUUGAACGGAUCGGUGAAUUUCUCCGACGACGGUACGGACUCGGCGGCGUCUUCUCCGAUGCCGUCUCCGCUCAGAGAUUGGAACGCGGUUCGAAAUAUGGCGGGAAAGAAUCACGUGAGGUGGUCAUCGGACGGCGGAGGAUUGAUGUGCUGUUUCUUGAUGAAGUCGUCUGGUAUGUUGCCGCCAAAACAAGAUAGGAUGGACGGCUGAGAUCUGUUAUCUGAUGAUUCCCACGGUUCAGAUGUCAUUUUGGUUUCUUAAACCACAUAUCCUCUCUACGUGAUCAUUCAUCACUCAUACGCUGUCGUUUAGGUAGUUCCAACGGUUAUGAGUCUCUUUAACGAACUCCAAAAGUUUUUGUAGCAGUUUUCUUUUGUACAUUUUGUUUUUGAGUCAUCAUAUUCAUUCUUUUGUGAACUGUUACAAAUUCCUUUCAAUAUGAACAUGAAGAUCAAUG